AUGGAUCAUCGAACAUUCGUAUCGGAUUCCCUUCUUCGCCUUACCAGUGCCUCGGACCCUACCGUUGUCGACUUCGUGCUCGCCACCGCCAGCUCCACUAAGUCAGUGAGUUCACUCCAAGAGAAGCUCGCAUCGUUCUUGGAUGGCAGUACAGACGAUGUCAAUGCGUUUUGCGGGGAGCUGUAUAGAAGGGUUGGCGUGGGCGCAAAAGGUGGACCCACCAGCAGCGCUCAGAAAGAGCGCGGUGAUGCCGCGUCGAAAAAGAAAUACAGACUAGUUGAAAUGGAAGAUAACAAUCCGGAUUCUACAAGCUCCCUGGGACCCAUGAACGUCGAAGCAGAAAGGGAGAGGCGAAGGCGUAAGGACAAGGAUCACAAGCGAGCUAAAGAGGAAUCUGGCGGACACAGUCGCUGGGAAAAGGAGGAAAACAGGAAGCGUGAGCGGAGCCGAGAAGGGAUUCAGGAUCGACACCGGUCCAAAAAACUGCGGCGACGGGAUAAAGAGGAUUUCGAGGACCGCUGGGGUGACGAAGAGAUACCCGAAGAUGAAAUGUAUGGAGAGGACGAGCAGGGCGGCGAUUUUGAAGAGUCGCCAUCGAAGCGGACUAGGUUGGAGGACGGAUCUGCGUCACCCCGGUCGAGCAGCCCUGCAGAACUGGAUCCAGAGACAAAGAAGGAACUUGAACGUCGGAAGGACUUAGAAGAACGAGACGAGUUUGCGAAGCGGUUAGCCAAGAAGGAUGAUAACAAGAAUAAGAAGAUUGUCGAAGACCGAACUAGGAACAGUGAGGUUGCGCGCAGACGGGCUUUAGCAGACGACGCUUCCGCUAGGGCGGCCGCUAUGCCCGAGCUGAGGAUGCGUUCUCGACAGGAAUAUCUUAAAAAACGAGAGACAGAGCGACUAGCCCUUCUACGCAGGCAGGUUGCAGAGGAAACAGCCGAGAUGCGUGACAAUCCUAAUUUGACACGGAAGGAGAAAGAGGAAUUUGCUAGAAAUCGGGAAGUGCUUCGGAUUGCUGAGGAGCGGCUACGGAUCGAUGAUUACCGCGAUGGAUACAUGAUGCCGGAUGAUUACAUCACAGAGAAAGGAAAGAUUGAUAGAAGGAAGAAAGAAGAUGCUCUUUACAAACGCUAUGUCGAUCGCGACGAGUAUGGACAGGAGCGGUUCGUCACGGAACACGAGGAAUGGGAGCUAGAGCAAACCGCCAAGGCAAAAGCGCAAAUUAACAGGGCGGAAUUUGUGGAUGAGGGUGACUACGAGUAUGUGUUUGAUGACUCGCAAAAGAUCAAUUUUGUUAUGGAUGCCAAGAUGGAAGGAACUCAGAAGGCUAUGACCCAGGAACAGCGUAUCCUCCAAGAAAAGCUCGAUGCUGCGGAGAAGAAGGCAGCAUCAAUCGAGGACACGCGAAAAAGCCUACCCAUUUAUCAGUUCCGGGAGGAGAUCAUUCAAGCGGUUCAUAGCCAUCAAGUGUUGAUUAUUGUUGGAGAGACGGGUUCUGGUAAAACAACCCAGAUUCCACAGUAUCUCCAUGAAGCUGGGUUCACAAAAAACGGGAUGAAGAUCGGGUGUACGCAGCCUCGACGGGUCGCUGCCAUGAGCGUUGCAUCUCGAGUGGCCGAAGAGAUGGGGGUGAAGUUGGGAAAUGAAGUUGGCUAUGCCAUCCGCUUUGAGGACAAUACAAGCGAUAAGACCGUCCUCAAAUACAUGACGGAUGGUAUGCUGUUGCGUGAACUGCUAACAGAGCCAGAUUUGGGUCAGUACUCGGCCUUGAUGAUUGAUGAAGCGCACGAAAGAACUGUGCCAACGGAUAUUGCCUGUGGCCUCUUGAAGGAUAUUGCCAAAGCACGGCCAGAUUUGAAAUUACUGAUAUCAUCUGCAACAAUGGAUGCUCAGAAGUUCCAGCAAUACUUCGAUGAUGCGCCUAUUUUCAAUAUUCCCGGGCGACGCUAUCCUGUUGAUAUUCAUUAUACAUCACAACCAGAGGCGAACUACUUGGCCGCAGCAAUCACAACCGUCUUUCAAAUUCAUGUCACCCAAGGCCCCGGAGAUAUCCUUGUGUUUUUAACGGGCCAGGAGGAGAUUGAAGCUGCUGAGCAGAGUCUACAGGAGACUGCACGGAAGUUAGGGAGCAAAAUUCCUGAAAUGAUAAUAUGUCCCAUCUAUGCCAACCUGCCAUCAGAACUACAAACUAAAAUCUUUGAGCCGACCCCGCCAAAGGCACGGAAAGUUGUACUCGCUACAAAUAUUGCCGAAACUAGUUUGACGAUCGAUGGCAUUGUCUAUGUUAUUGAUCCUGGGUUUGUCAAGGAGAAUGUCUUUAAUCCUCGGACUGGCAUGGAAAGUCUGGUGAGAGCCGGUCGGGCUGGUCGAGUUGGUCCAGGGAAAUGUUUUCGCCUCUAUACGAAGUGGGCGUACUAUAACGAAUUGGAGGAGAGCACGACGCCUGAGAUUCAGCGUACAAACCUUAGCGGCGUCAUUCUGAUGCUCAAGUCAUUAGGGAUCGACCAGUUACUCGACUUCGACUUUAUGGACCCUCCGCCGGCCGAGACAAUCAUUCGAGCGUUAGAGCAGCUCUAUGCGCUAGGUUCGUUGAAUGACAGGGGCGAAUUAACAAAGGUUGGAAGACAGAUGGCAGAGUUCCCGACGGACCCGAUGUUAGCCAAGGCGAUUUUGGCGGCAGACAAGUACGGCUGCGUGGAAGAGGUUCUUUCUAUUGUAUCGAUGCUAGGAGAGGCCAGCGCCUUAUUCUUCCGGCCUAAGGAUAAGAAGAUCCAUGCGGAUAGUGCGCGUAAUCGGUUCACUAUCAAGGACGGCGGGGAUCAUCUGACCCUGCUCAACAUCUGGAAUCAAUGGGUGGAUUCCGACUUUAGCUUCCGCAGCUUGACUCGGGCGCGUGACGUACGCGAUCAGCUGGCGAAAUUGUGUGACAGAGUCGAGGUCACUAAAGCCAUCACGGCUGGGUUCUUCCCGAACGCAGCACGUCUGCAGCGUGGUGGCGAUAGUUACCGAACGGUGAAGAACGGACAAACUGUGUACCUACACCCCUCAAGCACGCUGUUUGAAGUUAAUCCUCGAUGGGUGAUCUAUUUCGAACUCGUGCUGACGAGCAAGGAGUACAUGCGGAGCAACAUGCCACUUCAGGCAGAAUGGUUGGUAGAAACACUGGGACUAGAGCGGAAAAUGAAGGGACAGGGAGCGGCAGGUGAAAACAGUCGAGAUUACUAG
This is a messenger RNA of Aspergillus alliaceus, 3225 nucleotides long. RefSeq names its product putative mRNA splicing factor RNA helicase (Cdc28). Gene Ontology annotation, molecular function: RNA binding; ATP binding. Bases 1 to 3225 code for a protein of 1074 amino acids. Gene Ontology annotation, cellular component: intracellular anatomical structure; catalytic step 2 spliceosome. The transcript is spliced from 5 exons. Lineage: Eukaryota; Fungi; Ascomycota; Eurotiomycetes; Eurotiales; Aspergillaceae. The record is from RefSeq and is a predicted model, not a curated record.